This is a messenger RNA of Adelges cooleyi (spruce gall adelgid), 787 nucleotides long. RefSeq lists its product as uncharacterized. Lineage: Eukaryota; Metazoa; Arthropoda; Insecta; Hemiptera; Adelgidae. Bases 84 to 656 code for a protein of 190 amino acids. The transcript has 4 exons. The record is from RefSeq and is a predicted model, not a curated record.
UAGUUUUUUUGUUAAAUUAUUCUGUAUUCAUUUCUGAUCGACAUUCAAUAGAAUUGGUUCACUCUUGUAAGGAAAUUAGCAUCAUGUUGGCAAAAAUUGUUUUCGUUUUGUGCUUGACAACCGCGGCGUUUGCUUUCUCCAAGGAUGAACACGAACAACAUGAACUCAUCAAUUCAGUGCUCGGCUCAGUAACCAACGUAGGAAAAGAAUUCUCGAAGUUGGUUUCUGAUGACCCAGACAAAUAUUCCGUGGACUUGAAUAGCUUGUACAAAAAAUACGAAUUGGCCAGCAAAGCCGAGCAAGCUAAGAGCUUCUUACAAAGCCAAUUCAAGAGAGGAGCAGAAUACACCAACGAAUACUUGAAAAAAUUCGACGAAGAAAGUGAAGACCAAUUCAAGAAAAGUGUUGAUUUAAUCAAGAGCAAUGACCCUGUUUUGGGAGAAAAGUUAAACAAGUUCUACGAGAAAUCCUGUGAAGUCGAUAGGUUGGUUGAAGAUAUCGUUAAGUACGUUCUCGACCCAGAGAAGAUUUCAACUUCUAUUGACAAGGUCAGGAGUUCAUUGCACCCAUUAGAACAUAAACUUAUUGAAGCUGUCAAGAAAAUUGAAACUUUGAUCAUCGAACAUUUGCCGUCCAAGAAGAAGGGCAAGAACUAAUGACUCGCUAAUAAAAUUCUAAAAAAUAAUUUAACUAUUUACAAUGUAACUAUUUAAAUACAAUAAAUUAUAUAAUUUAAAUACAUGAAUUUUAAGCAGUCUAAAUAUAUAAUCAAAAUGUUUUUUUUUAA